Molecule: messenger RNA, 1638 nt
Organism: Saxophila tyrrhenica
Lineage: Eukaryota; Fungi; Ascomycota; Dothideomycetes; Mycosphaerellales; Extremaceae
Exons: 2
Coding region: 1-1638 (545 amino acids)
Biological process (GO): transmembrane transport
Cellular component (GO): membrane
Molecular function (GO): transmembrane transporter activity
Source: RefSeq, a predicted model, not a curated record
AUGAACAGCAGUGCAGAGAAACAGGCAGCUGGCAAUGCAGACAUUGAUAACAGCCAGUCCACGAACCACCAGAGCGGCAGUAAUGGCACGAACCCUCCACCUCAACCACACCCGGUCGAGUCUCCAAAAGAACAGACAGAGGAAGAACCCUUCCGGUUGAACGCAUGGCCAUACGAGUCCCUCUCCCAUAUUCACGAACUAUGCUUCAUCAUCCUAAUAUGCUGCUCGCAACUCCUGACCCAAGCAGCCUUCGGCCAGACUCUCAUUCCCUACCAACCGCUCGCCAAAGGCCUCGGAGUCUCCAGCCCCGGCCAGCUUGCAUGGACGGUCGCCUCCUACAGCCUGACUGUCGGGACCUUUGUCCUUCCCGCGGGUCGUCUGGGAGACAUGUACGGCAGCAAACGCAUGCUGAUCAUCGGCUGGGUUUGGUUUGGGAUAUGGAGCAUCGUGGCUGGGCUGAGCGUGCUUGUUCCGCUCUCGAGGUCAGGUGGGAGUAGUGGGAGGGUUAUCAUGUUCUGUGUCAGUCAGGCGCUACGAGGCAUUGGCCCUGCGAUUCUACUUCCAAACGCCGUUGCGAUCAUCGGGAGGAGCUAUCCUAACGGUCAAAGGAAGAAUCUGGUAUUUGCGGGCUUUGCAAUGUGUGCACCCCUCGGAGCUUUCGUCGGCGCAGUGUUCGGAGGCAUCUUCGGACAGCUGGCGUGGUGGCCAUGGACAAUGUGGUCACUGGGUAUAGCAGCACUGGGUCUGGGUCUUGCUGCUACCUUCAUCAUACCGGCGGAUAAAGCAGAACAGAUCCAGCAAGAUCAGCACUUCGAUUUCGUAGGCGCAUUACUUGGGGUGGCUGGAUUGAUCCUUUUCAACGUCGCCUGGAACCAAGCAACGGUGGUGGGAUGGCCGGAAGCAUACGUGCCCGUCCUCCUCACACUCGGGAUCCUCAUCUUGGCCGCUUUCUUCCUCUGGGAAAGCCGUAUCGAACAGCCGCUCCUCCCGUCGUCCAUAUUUAAGCCCGGGACCGUGGUCAUCCUGCUCGUCACCUCCCUCGGCUGGCAGUCCUUUGGCGUCUUUACCUUUUACCUCGUGCAAUUCCUGACCAACAUACGUGGCACUACUCCAUUAGGGACCGUUGCGCAGCUGGCCACUAUUGCAAUUUCUGGAGGGGCGGCUGCGAUUGUCACCGGCCUCUCGAUCCGAUUCAUUCCUUCACACUGGCUCAUCACCAUCAGCGCUUCGGCGUUUACGGUUGGCAACAUCCUCCUGGCUACCAUGCCGGCACAUCAAACGUACUGGGCUCAAGCGUUCGUAGGCUUGCUAAUUAUCCCGUUUGGAAUGGACAUAUCCUUUCCAGCCGCCUCGCUCGUGCUCUCGGACAUGGUACCACCACAUCUCCAGGGCGUGGCAGCGAGCUUGGUCAACACCGUCAUCAACUACUCCAUCUCGAUCGGACUGGGCGUGGCUGGUACGGCUGAGCGAGAAGUCAGUCUGGGCGGGGCAACCUUGCUAGAGGGAUACCAUGUGGCCUUGUAUGUCGGUGUUGGGAUGGCUGGGGGAAGCUUGGUGAUUGCCGUGGGGUUCGCUUUGUACAUGCAGUUCGUUGGCAACAGGCGAGCUGCUGGAAAGCAAGAGUCGGAGUUAGAAUAG